This is a messenger RNA of Cavenderia fasciculata, 2625 nucleotides long. RefSeq lists its product as uncharacterized. NCBI's taxonomy places the organism in Eukaryota, Evosea, Eumycetozoa, Acytosteliales, Cavenderiaceae. The coding region runs from base 1 to 2625 and encodes 874 amino acids. The transcript has 4 exons. The record is from RefSeq and is a predicted model, not a curated record.
AUGAAUAUCGAUAAUCUUUUUAAAGGUUUAUUACACAAUCGUUAUGUUAGAACAAAGAUAUUCAAACAUGUAGAGAUCAUACAUCAACAAAUCAUUGAUAGUGAUUCGAGGAACCGUUACGUACUAGUACUCAAAUCACAUCAGAUAGUGACUCUAUGUCAAUGUAUCAUUUUAAAUAGAACCGAUCUAUUCAUUAAACACUUUGAUAGUGUCUAUCAAUCGAGUCUGUUAUCAUCAUCAUCCUCUCUGAAUGAAAAAGAGGAGUCCAUUUAUAAAAGUGAAACAUUCAAACAGAUAUUGAAUACUAUAUUUGAAUACGACGGAUAUGUUGCAUUGGAAUAUUUGUUUAAAAGGUUUGGAGGCAUUGAAAAGUCAACACUAAGAUCGAUUGUGUUUGGAAACGUCUUUGCCCACCCGGUACCGAUAGGUUUGUGUAGACUUUUAAUUCGGUACAACUAUCAUUUACCUGAUAGUAGGGAUAAUGAAACUGAUCACUUUAUCUUUAUUGGUCAACUUACAAGACAUGUGGUCAUGAAUGGCGAUGUGGAGAUGUUUGAUCGUAUUUGUCGAGAUUAUCUGGAUGAUAUCAGUAAUAUUGGUUUCUAUGGUCAAUGGGGAUCAUUCGCCGAUUUAAUCAACAAAUUAAAUAAUCAACAAAAACAACAACAUCAUACAACCAUAACAAAUAAUCAAUCAAAAUAUGAUAUAAUAUUUGAUAUGGUAUCAGAACUAUUACUCUUUGGUCAAGAUUUAAGAUUAGUUUUAUUUUUGGAUGCAUUGGAAUGCUUAAAUAAUCAAGAGAUUAUCAGAUGGAUAAUAGAUAGUUAUGACGUAGGACGUGAAGGAUUUAUAAAAAUGUUUCAACAAUCUCGUGUUGUUGGUUACAUUGAAAGAUAUGCAAACAAGAGUACACUUGAAUUAAUAGAAUUCAAACUAUCGUCACCUCUAGUAUCAACCGAGGCAACUCGAUAUGGAAAUUUAGAUUUUCUAUCAUACAUGUAUGACGCGGAGGAAUUCAAUUAUCUUUUUAACAAUACACAUCUCCAGACCUCAUUAUUUAGAGGACAAUUGGAAUGUACCAAUUAUUUAAUGACAAUUGCCGCCAAACAAGGCGUAACAUCACUAUUAAAAUAUGGAAAAAUAAAUCCAUCAAUCGUGUCAUUGGAUCUUGUCAAACGAUUGGUUGAAUGUCAAUGUCAAAUGGCUGAUUUGAAUCAAUUGGUUGAAUCUAUCAUCCUAUCAAAUCAACCUGAAACACUAAGGUUUAUCCUAAAUUUACAACAACACCACGGAGAAAUUGACAUGAAUCUAGUCUCUUUGUCUCUUAGAGUAGACAACACUGUCAUCACUGAAAUGUUGUUGGACCUCUUCUCGGGUGAUCAAUCCCAAACCUUUACUCUUUCUCAAGACAAUAACCUAUUUUAUGGUCCACUAUUAUCUCUUUUCAACAGAGGUCACACUGUCCAAUUUGAACUAAAUGAGGAGGUCCAUGACACUACAAGAAAUCAAACACCCAUCUCACCAGAGACUGUUCAAUUAUUAAUCGAUCGUCUGUCGAUUGGAAGAAUACCACCACGGGUGUUACUUUCAUCUUUAAAACAUCCACAUUUCAAGCACAUCAAGGAGUUGGGAGAAACAUUAUCCCGUUUUAACAUGCUCUAUCAAGACGGCAUACGGUCACUCCGCCUCUUACAAAUCAUUCAAGUUUUUUUGACUGAAUUGUGUAAGAAAACGUUGGACAAUUCUAUAGAGUUGCUGAAAGAUUGGGUCCAGGAAUUUGGAGACUUGAUUUUUCAAACAUCAAUACAACACCAUCAAAUUCAAUUGGCAACAGACAUUGGACAAUUAUUUAGCACCUCUCAUAACGAGGAGGAAAUGAGUGAAAAGAAAGUGUUUCUUAUUCUGGAUACAUUUUUCGAGAUUGAAAAUGAUCAAGACUUUGAAAUGAUUUGGCAAUCAUUUCUACCUGUGACAACCAGCUCUUUUUAUGUGUCCAAGAUGAUCUCACAAAGUACCAAUUUUCUAUUUUCCCAAAGACAUCGAGUCACCGAUACACUAGAUAGAAUCAUCAAGCAAUACACUCGACAUUAUAAUGGACCAGAGCGAGACCAAUUCAAUAUGACACCAAUCAAAAUCAACAAUGAAUUGACAAUGGAUCCUCUUAAUAUCCACCAUCUAUUUACCAAUUAUAGGGACUGUCCAAUCAUUGAUUUCACUGAUUUCAAUUUAGAAGGAGAAGAGGAAGAUAGAUCUAUUAUGGUAGUUUUAGAACCUAUUCAUUUUUAUAGCUCAGAGAGUUAUUUUAAAGGCAUCUAUCUCACUUUUGCAGUGGGUAGAAUCAUAUUGGUUCGAGAUUGGGUAUUUUUGGAUCCUUACCUUUUACCUCUUUUAUGGUACUGUGAGUGGCGACCUCUAUUCGAUCAAUCCCCGUGCAAAGAUCAUCGUCAAUCGAUGUCUCAAAAUCGCAGUGUCGCUACUAACCGUCGCGAUGGUGUCCAUUUGCAUUGCGCUCGUCGCCGACUGGGAACACCAGGAAACCACCGACUUUGCCUAUUAUGUGGUGCUGAUGGCUUUUGUCUUUUUUGCCGGUGGAUUGUUUUCCUACCACGGCUACCAUCUGACUAA